Messenger RNA from Prunus mume (Japanese apricot), 2037 nucleotides. RefSeq names its product serine/threonine-protein kinase-like protein At3g51990. The record is from RefSeq and is a predicted model, not a curated record. Gene Ontology annotation, molecular function: protein kinase activity; ATP binding. Lineage: Eukaryota; Viridiplantae; Streptophyta; Magnoliopsida; Rosales; Rosaceae. Gene Ontology annotation, biological process: protein phosphorylation.
UCUCUCUCUCUCCCCCCCUUUUUUUUCUCUCUCUAGGCAUAUCCCUUAUAUACAAUAGAGACACCGCACAAACGGUUGUAGAAGACGACACCAAGAAAACCCAACUUCAACCAAUUUUGAUAGCAAUUCGUUUGUAUGAUCACAUCAUACAUCUAUUAUCAAAAACCACCACAACAAACUCUCUUCCAAUCCAGAACUCCAAAACUCCAAAACCCAAAAGCAAAGUUGAAGCCUUGAUUAGAUUAUAUGGGGUACCUUUCUUGCAAAGCUGAAUCAGCCAUCUCCGUCUCCAAUUCCCAAACCUCAUCAUCCAAAACCACCACCACCAACCCAGAAAAACCCAUCAAGAUCCAACACUUUGACUACAGUGAUAUUGAGGCUGCCACCAAUGGCUUCUCCGACCAAAAGCUUUUAGGCAAAGGCAGCCAUGGCUAUGUCUACAAAGCUGUACUCCGUGGCCGUCUUGUUGCUGUUAAGAGACCCUCCAGAGCUCACAGCCAAACUCUCCGACCCACCUCAUGUUCUGCGCCAGAGACCACCAACGAGGUCGACAACGAGAUCGAGAUCUUGUCCAAGAUUCAGAGCCCAAGGCUGGUCAAUCUUUUGGGCUUUUCAAAUGAUUCAAAGGACAGGCUUUUGGUGGUGGAGUUCAUGAGCAACGGUACGCUCUAUGAUGUUUUGCAUUCUAGUGCUAGGCCUCCCAAUUGGGGUCGUAGAAUUAGAUUAGCUUUGCAAACUGCUAAGGCCAUUGACACUUUGCAUUCAUCAAACCCGCCUGUAAUUCAUAGAGAUAUUAAGUCUGCUAAUGUUUUAAUUGAUCGUAGUUACAAUGCCCGGCUGGGUGAUUUUGGGCUGGCUCUAAGGUACUGCCAUUUUGAUGACUAUAGACUCCGGUCAACCCCGCCGGCGGGGACUAUUGGGUACUUGGACCCUUGCUAUGUGACCCCUGACAAUUUGAGUACUAAAACUGAUGUUUUUAGCUUUGGGAUUUUGUUGUUGGAGAUUCUAAGUGGUAGGAAAGCCAUUGAUGUUGCAUAUUCUCCACCUUGUAUUGUCGAUUGGGCGAUUCCACUUAUAAAGAGAGGGAAGCUGAUAACUGUUUAUGAUCCAAGAAUUGAACCUCCUAAAGACCCUAUUGUGAGGAAGCAGUUGGCUGUCAUUGCAGCCAAGUGUGUGAGGUCUUGUAGGGAGCGUAGGCCGUCAAUGAAAGAGGUGGUGGUUUGGCUUACUGGGUUGAGUAAGUUGGUCCCCCUGCACUCAUGGAAUGGUUUUAAUAAUCCAUGUACAAUGGUAGAGACUAUGGGACAACCGGUUGAAUCAAGGAAUGCCCAUUUGCGUUCAAAGCUAGAGGGUGUUGGUGAAGAGAAUUUGGAAGCCUUGGAUGCUAAGUUGACUAGGCAAGCCCUGAGGAAUUCCCGCAGAGUUUACUCUGAUUUGGGGUUUAGUAGCAACCUGAUGGAGCUUAUGGCAGGUACUGAUGGAGAGUCUGAAUUUCGGGGUAAUGCAGAUGGAGAUGAGCCCAAUUUAAAAUCACGGAAUCGGGUUUCUAGAUUUGGUAGUGAAAGAUAUGUUGGUAGAAGGAGUGCUCAAUCAACUCCUGGUCAUGGGAAAGAAGUCCCUGAUUUGAUCCGAAAUCCUUCAUUUGGGAAAAGAUCAUUUAUAUGUUCAAGGAGAGAUGAUGCAAUGCCUCAUGUGAGUGGUAGUUCCCAUCCAGCUGGUGGUAUACUGCUGGCUGCAUAAAUAUUAUUUGAAGUGAAUAGAAUGGAUUGGUGGCCAUGUAAGCUCUCUUGCUUGCAAAUUUUACAUUGAUGUAGAUUUGUUGGUAUCUCAUUUAUUCUGGGUUUUAUUGCCUGACCUCAUGUGUAUUCAUUAAUUUGCUCAUGAGCUGUUAAUUACAUGACAGUAAAGGGCACAUUUCUGAUGUUCCAAUUUUAAGUUGUUGAUCUUUUUUGUUUUUCAUCUUUUUAAGUUGUUUAAUGAUGAUCUAUGAUACGAAUGCCUCUUACUAAGUACUUAAUGAUGAUUGCAUUCCCACCA